AUGCGACGUUCUAAUGUAUCAGAUGUUAAAUCUACAGGAGUUUCGAAUUGUAAAAGUUUCAAUUCGAAAAAUUCCUUAAGUGCAUUCCAUUCCAAAAAAAUUAUAUUAAUUUUUGGAAUAAUAUAUGUAGCCUUAUUGAAUGCUUAUAUAUGUGGAGAUAAAUACAAAAAGGCUGUAGAUUACAGUUUUAGAGAAAGCAGAAUUUUAGCUGAAGGCGAAGAGACCAGUACAAAAAAAGAAAAAACUACCUUAAGAAAAAGUAAGCAAAAAACAUCUUCACGCACUGUUUCUAGUCAAGCAAAGGAAGAUGAAGAAAAAAAAUCAGAUCUAACUAAUGAACAAAAUGAAGAAAGUGAUUCCGGAAAACAAAAAAAAACCAGAAAAGUAGUAAAAAAGCAAGUUAAAAAACAAGUUAAAAAAGGAGAUACAGAAAGUCAAAAAGUAGAUACAGAAAAUAAAAAAGUAGAUACUGAAAAUGAAAAAGAAGUUAAAGAAGUAACAGAAAUUAUAGAAGUUAUAGAAGUAAAAGACGGAAAAAAAGUAAAAAAAAUUAAAAAGAUUAUAAAAAAACAAAAGAAAAAAGAACCAUCUCAAAAAACAGAAGAAAAUAAAAAUGCAGAAGAAGCUCAAAAAACAGAAGAAAAUAAAAAUGCAGAAGAAGCUCAAAAAACAGAAGAAAAUAAACAUGCAGAAGAAGCUCAAAAAACAGAAGAAAAUAAACAUGCAGAGGAAGCUCAAAAAACAGAGGUUCCUAAAGAUGAAGAAUUAUCUCAACAAACAUCAACUAGCACCGAUGCAAAUAAUGAAGUAAAAACACUCGAUGCUGUUAACCAAGAAGCAUCAACUAGCACAGAUGCAAAUAAUGAAGUAAAAACAGUCGAUGCUGUUAACCAAGAAGCAUCAACUAGCACAGAUGCAAAUAAUGAAGUAGCAAAACAAGAAACUGAUAAUAACCAAGAAUUAACCAGCGCCGACCCAGAAGGUCAAAUAUUGAAAGAAUAUGCUGCUGAUCCAGAAUAUCGUAAACACUUAGAUAUAUUUUACAAAAUAUUAACUAACACUGAACCAACUGAAGAAGUAGCAACACAUGAUGCUGACAAUAACGAAACACAAGCCAGCGCCGAUUUAAGUAAUGAAGUAGCAACACAAGAAACUGAUAAUAACGAAGAAUUAACAAGCGCUGACCCAGAAGGUCAAAUAUUGAAAGAAUAUGCUGCUGAUCCAGAAUAUCGUAAACACUUAGACGUAUUUUACAAAAUAUUAACUAACACUCAACCAACUGAUGAAGUAGCAACACAAGAAGCUGACAAUAGCGAAGAAUUAACCAGCGCCGACCCAGAAGGUCAAAUAUUGAAAGAAUAUGCUGCUGAUCCAGAAUAUCGUAAACACUUAGACGUAUUUUACAAAAUAUUAACUAACACUCAACCAACUGAUGAAGUAGCAACACAAGAAGCUGAUAGUAACGAAGAAUUAACCAGCGCCGACCCAGAAGGCCAAAUAUUGAAAGAAUAUGCCGCUGAUCCAGAAUAUCGUAAACACUUAGACGUAUUUUACAAAAUAUUAACUAACACUGAACCAACUGAAGACGUAGCAACACAUGAUGCUGACAAUAACGAAACACAAGCCAGCGCCGAUUUAAGUAAUGAAGCAUCAACACAAGAAACUGAUAAUAACGAAGAAUUAACAAGCGCUGACCCAGAAGGUCAAAUAUUGAAAGAAUAUGCUGCUGAUCCAGAAUAUCGUAAACACUUAGACGUAUUUUACAAAAUAUUAACUAACACUCAACCAACUGAUGAAGUAGCAACACAAGAAGCUGACAAUAGCGAAGAAUUAACCAGCGCCGACCCAGAAGGUCAAAUAUUGAAAGAAUAUGCUGCUGAUCCAGAAUAUCGUAAACACUUAGACGUAUUUUACAAAAUAUUAACUAACACUGAACCAACUGAUGAAGUAUCAACACAAGAAACUGAUAAUAACGAAGAAUUAACAAGCGCUGACCCAGAAGGUCAAAUAUUGAAAGAAUAUGCUGCUGAUCCAGAAUAUCGUAAACACUUAGACGUAUUUUACAAAAUAUUAACUAACACUCAACCAACUGAUGAAGUAGCAACACAAGAAACCGAUAGUAACGAAGAAUUAACUAGCGCUGAUUUAAGUAAUGAAGUAGAAACACAAGAAACUGAUAAUAACGAAGAAUUAACAAGCGCCGACCCAGAAGGUCAAAUAUUGAAAGAAUAUGCCGCUGAUCCAGAAUAUCGUAAACACUUAGAUGUAUUUUACCAAAUAUUAACUAACACUGAACCAACUAAUGAAGUAGAAACCCAAGAAGCUGACAAUAAUGAAACAUUAACCAGCGCCGAUUUAAGUAAUGAAGUAGAAACACAAGAAACUGAUAAUAACGAAGAAUUAACAAGUGCCGACCCAGAAGGUCAAAUAUUGAAAGAAUAUGCUGCCGAUCCAGAAUACCGUAAACACUUAGACGUAUUUUACCAAAUAUUAACUAACACUGAACAAGCUGAUGAAGUAGAAACCCAAGAAGCUGACAAUAGCGAAACAUUAACUAGUGCCGAUUUAAAUGAUGAAGUAGCAACACAAGAAACUGAUAGUAACGAAGAAUUAACAAGCGCUGACCCAGAAGGUCAAAUAUUGAAAGAAUAUGCCGCUGAUCCAGAAUAUCGUAAACACUUAGACGUAUUUUACCAAAUAUUAACUAACACUGAACAAGCUGAUGAAGUAGAAACCCAAGAAGCUGACAAUAAUGAAACAUUAACCAGCGCCGAUCUAAGUAAUGAAGUAGAAACACAAGAAACUGAUAAUAACGAAGAAUUAACCAGCGCCGACCCAGAAGGCCAAAUAUUGAAAGAAUAUGCCGCUGAUCCAGAAUAUCGUAAACACUUAGAUGUAUUUUAUCAAAUAUUAACUAACACUGAACCAACUGAUGCAGUAGAAACCCAAGAAGCUGACAAUAAUGAAACAUUAGCCAGCGCCGAUUUAAAUGAUGAAGUAUCAACACAAGAAACUGAUAAUAACGAAGAAUUAACCAGCGCCGACCCAGAAGGUCAAAUAUUGAAAGAAUAUGCUGCUGAUCCAGAAUACCGUAAACACUUAGAUGUAUUUUAUCAAAUAUUAACUAACACUGAACCAACUGAUGAAGUAGCAACACAAGAAACUGAUAAUAACGAAGAAUUAACCAGCGCCGACCCAGAAGGCCAAAUAUUGAAAGAAUAUGCCGCUGAUCCAGAAUAUCGUAAACACUUAGAUGUAUUUUAUCAAAUAUUAACUAACACUGAACCAACUGAUGUAGUAGAAACCCAAGAAGCUGACAAUAAUGAAACAUUAGCCAGCGCCGAUCUAAAUGAUGACGUAGAAGCACAAGAAACUGAUAGUAACGAAGAAUUAACCAGCGCUGACCCAGAAGGUCAAAUAUUGAAAGAAUAUGCUGCUGAUCCAGAAUACCGUAAACACUUAGACGUAUUUUACCAAAUAUUAACUAACACUGAACCAACUAAUGAAGUAGAAAACCAAGACGUUGACAAUAACGAAGCAGUAACCAGCGCCGAUUUAAAUGAUGAAGUAGCAACAGAAGAAACUGAUAAUAACGAAGAAUUAACAAGCGCUGACCCAGAAGGUCAAAUAUUGAAAGAAUAUGCUGCUGAUCCAGAAUAUCGUAAACACUUAGAUGUAUUUUAUCAAAUAUUAACUAACACUGAACCAACUGAUGAAGUAGAAACCAAAGAUGCUGACAAUAGCGAAACAUUAACUAGUGCCGAUUUAAAUGAUGAAGUAUCACCACAAGAAACUGAUAGUAACGAAGAAUUAACAAGCGCCGACCCAGAAGGUCAAAUAUUGAAAGAAUAUGCUGCUGAUCCAGAAUACCGUAAACACUUAGAUGUAUUUUACCAAAUAUUAACUAACACUGAACCAACUAAUGAAGUAGAAACCCAGGAAGCUGACAAUAAUGAAACAUUAACCAGCGCCGAUUUAAGUAAUGAAGUAGAAACACAAGAAACUGAUAAUAACGAAGAAUUAACCAGCGCUGACCCAGAAGGUCAAAUAUUGAAAGAAUAUGCUGCUGAUCCAGAAUAUCGUAAACACUUAGACGUAUUUUACCAAAUAUUAACUAACACUGAACAAGCUGAUGAAGUAGAAACCCAAGAAGCUGACAAUAGCGAAACAUUAACUAGUGCCGAUUUAAAUGAUGAUGUAUCACCACAAGAAACUGAUAGUAACGAAGAAUUAACAAGCGCUGACCCAGAAGGUCAAAUAUUGAAAGAAUAUGCCGCUGAUCCAGAAUAUCGUAAACACUUAGACGUAUUUUACCAAAUAUUAACUAACACUGAACAAGCUGAUGAAGUAGAAACCCAAGAAGCUGACAAUAGCGAAACAUUAACUAGUGCCGAUUUAAAUGAUGAAGUAGAGACCCACGAUGCUGACAAUAAUGAAACAUUAGCCAGCUCCGAUUUAAAUAAUGAAGUAGAAACACAAGAAACUGAUAGUAACGAAGAAUUAACAAGCGCUGACCCAGAAGGUCAAAUAUUGAAAGAAUAUGCUGCUGAUCCAGAAUAUCGUAAACACUUAGAUGUAUUUUAUCAAAUAUUAACUAACACUGAACCAACUGAUGAAGUAGAAACCCAAGAAGUUGACAAUAGCGAAACAUUAACUAGUGCCGAUUUAAAUGAUGAAGUAGAAACAGAAGAAACUGAUAAUAACGAAGAAUUAACCAGCGCUGACCCAGAAGGUCAAAUAUUGAAAGAAUAUGCUGCUGAUCCAGAAUAUCGUAAACACUUAGAUGUAUUUUAUCAAAUAUUAACUAACACUGAACCAACUGAUGAAGUAGAAACCAAAGAUGCUGACAAUAACGAAACAUUAACUAGCGCCGAUCUAUAUGAUGAAGUAGAAACACAAAGUGCUGACGAUAACGAAUCAUUAACCAGCGCUGAUCUAAAUGAUGAAGUAGAAACACAAAGUGCUGACGAUAACGAAUCAUUAACCAGCGCUGAUCUAUAUGAUGAAGUAGAAACACAAAAUGCUGACUAUAACGAAUCAUUAACCAGUGCCGAUCUAUAUAAUGAAGUAGAAUCACAAAAUGCUGACGAUAACGAAUCAUUAACCAGCGCUGAUCUAAAUGAUGAAGUAGAAACACAAAGUGCUGACGAUAACGAAUCAUUAACCAGUGCCGAUCUAUAUAAUGAAGUAGAAUCACAAAAUGCUGACGAUAACGAAUCAUUAACCAGCGCCGAUCUAAAUGAUGAAGUAGAAUCACAAAAUGCUGACGAUAAUGAAUCAUUAAACAGCGCCGAUCUUUAUGAUAACGUAGAAACACAAAGUGCUGACGAUAACGAAUCAUUAACCAGCGCCGAUCUAAAUGAUGAAGUAGAAUCACAAAAUGCUGACGAUAACGAAUCAUUAACCAGCGCCGAUCUAAAUGAUGAAGUAGAAACACAAGAUGCUGACAAUAACGAAACAUUAACUAGUGCCGAUCCUGAAGAUAAAGUAGUGAAAGAAUAUGCCAAUGAUCCAGAUUAUCUCAAAUACUUAGACUCAUUUGAUGAAAUAUUCAAUACCAUAGAACCAAAUGAUGAUUUAGAAACACGCUAUAUUGAUAAUGACGAAGCAUAA
Plasmodium adleri (nom. inval.) is the source of this 5613-nucleotide messenger RNA. Its product is annotated as glycophorin binding protein, putative. The coding region runs from base 1 to 5613 and encodes 1870 amino acids. NCBI's taxonomy places the organism in Eukaryota, Apicomplexa, Aconoidasida, Haemosporida, Plasmodiidae. The transcript is spliced from 2 exons. The record is from RefSeq and is a predicted model, not a curated record.